Oncorhynchus masou masou (cherry salmon) is the source of this 1689-nucleotide messenger RNA. Its product is annotated as basic proline-rich protein-like. The transcript is spliced from 2 exons. The record is from RefSeq and is a predicted model, not a curated record. Lineage: Eukaryota; Metazoa; Chordata; Actinopteri; Salmoniformes; Salmonidae. The coding region runs from base 1 to 1689 and encodes 562 amino acids.
AUGGUUGCUGAUAAUGGGCCUCUCUACGCCUGUACUGAGCUGAGAGCAGCCCAGGUGCCGCACAGCCAGGGGCCACCCAGCCAGGGGCCACCCAGCCAGGGGCCACACAGCCAGGGGCCACCCAGCCAGGGGCCACACAGCCAGGGCCCACACAGCCAGGGGCCACCCAGCCAGGGCCCACACAGCCAGGGGCCGCACAGCCAGGGCCCACACAGCCAGGGCCACCCAGCCAGGGCCCACACAGCCAGGGGCCGCACAGCCAGGGGCCACACAGCCAGGGCCGCACAGCCAGGGGCCGCACAGCCAGGGCCCACACAGCCAGGGGCCACCCAGCCAGGGCCCACACAGCCAGGGGCCACCCAGCCAGGGCCCGCACAGCCAGGGGCCGCACAGCCAGGGCCCACACAGCCAGGGGCCGCACAGCCAGGGGCCGCACAGCCAGGGCCCACACAGCCAGGGCCACCCAGCCAGGGCCCACAGCCAGGGGCCGCACAGCCAGGGCCCACAGCCAGGGGCCACCCAGCCAGGGCCCACACAGCCAGGGGCCGCACAGCCAGGGCCCACACAGCCAGGGGCCACCCAGCCAGGGCCCACACAGCCAGGGGCCGCACAGCCAGGGCCCACACAGCCAGGGCCCACACAGCCAGGGGCCGCACAGCCAGGGCCCACACAGCCAGGGGCCACCCAGCCAGGGCCCACACAGCCAGGGGCCGCACAGCCAGGGCCCACACAGCCAGGGCCACCCAGCCAGGGCCCACAGCCAGGGCCGCACAGCCAGGGCCCACACAGCCAGGGCCACCCAGCCAGGGCCCACAGCCAGGGGCCGCACAGCCAGGGCCCACACAGCCAGGGGCCACACAGCCAGGGCCCACACAGCCAGGGGCCACCCAGCCAGGGCCCACAGCCAGGGGCCGCACAGCCAGGGCCCACACAGCCAGGGCCCACACAGCCAGGGGCCGCACAGCCAGGGGCCACCCAGCCAGGGCCCACACAGCCAGGGGCCACACAGCCAGGGGCCGCACAGCCAGGGGCCACACAGCCAGGGGCCGCACAGCCAGGGCCCACACAGCCAGGGGCCACACAGCCAGGGGCCACACAGCCAGGGCCCACACAGCCAGGGCCGCACAGCCAGGGGCCGCACAGCCAGGGCCCACACAGCCAGGGGCCGCACAGCCAGGGGCCACCCAGCCAGGGGCCACACAGCCAGGGGCCGCACAGCCAGGGGCCGCACAGCCAGGGGCCACACAACCACAGCCAGGGCCCACACAGCCAGGGGCCGCACAGCCAGGGGCCACACAACCACACAGCCAGGGGCCACACAGCCAGGGGCCGCACAGCCAGGGGCCACACAACCACACAGCCAGGGGCCACACAGCCAGGGCCACACAGCCAGGGCCACACAACCACACAGCCAGGUGCCGCACAGCCAGGGGCCACACAGCCAGGGCCCACACAGCCAGGGGCCGCACAGCCAGGGGCCACACAACCACACAGCCAGGGCCACCCAGCCAGGGCCCACACAGCCAGGGCCCACACAGCCAGGGCCACACAGCCAGGGGCCACACAACCACACAGCCAGGGGCCCACAGCCAGGGCCCACACAGCCAGGGGCCACACAGCCAGGGCCCACACAGCCAGGGCCGCACAGCCAGGGGGCACAGAGUGAAACGGGGGGAACAGGGCCACUGA